Messenger RNA from Camponotus floridanus (Florida carpenter ant), 1381 nucleotides. RefSeq lists its product as uncharacterized. Gene Ontology annotation, biological process: sensory perception of smell; detection of chemical stimulus involved in sensory perception of smell. Bases 52 to 1293 code for a protein of 413 amino acids. The record is from RefSeq and is a predicted model, not a curated record. Gene Ontology annotation, molecular function: olfactory receptor activity; odorant binding. Gene Ontology annotation, cellular component: plasma membrane. The transcript is spliced from 10 exons. Lineage: Eukaryota; Metazoa; Arthropoda; Insecta; Hymenoptera; Formicidae.
UGUGAUAAUAUGGAUCACUUGAAAAAUUUAUGAGCAAUUUUAAAAGAAAUAAUGCGAAAAUAUAAAGUCUGUGUCAUAGUUGUGUCACAACUCUCGUAUAAGAUGCACGCGACAGAAGAAUAUUAUAAUAAAAUUAAUCAGUUAAUUCUUAAAAUACUUGGCUUAUGGCCCUACCAACAAUCAUAUUUCGCAGGGAUACAAAAAGUGUUUUUUAUCAGUAUUCUUUCGACAUUUAUUCUUGCCCAGUUAUUGCUAUUCAUCACAACGCAGUACAGUACAAACCUUCUUCUCAAGAUCUUCUCGUUUGUCUUGCCUAUUCUUUUCUGCACUAUAAAGUAUUGCUUUUUUAUUAUACGAGCAGAUAGUGUGAAGCAAAUGCUGGAGCGGAACCGAGACAACUGGAAAUUAUUGAAAGAUAAAUUAGAAAUUGGCAUUAUAAAGAAAUAUUCUUAUUUUGCGAAUCUUUUCACAAUAAGUUUGAUGUGCUUAUGCUGUUCUGGAUUAAUCAUUUUCAUAAUUAUUCAAUUCCUGCCGUUAAUAUUUGAUUUUGUAUUACCAUUAAACGAGUCACGUUCCUAUCGACUUAUCGUCAUUACGGAAUAUUUUGUCAACCAAGAGAAAUAUAUAUACCCUAUAUUGUUUCAUCAUAUAGUAGCCAUAAUCGUAGCAAUAAUUGCAUUGUGUAGCACCAGUUCGACAUUCUUCACAUAUCUUCUGCAGACAUGUGCACUAUUUAGUAUCGCAAGUUAUCGUAUAGAAAACGCGAUGAAAUGGAAUAUAUUAGCAAUCUCUAGCCCUACAAAAGAACAUCUUCUUUACCGAAAGAUUGUACAUGCAGUUAUUGUACAUCGAAGAGCCAUCGAGUUUAUUAAAUUUUUCACGUCUGAAUUUACGAUAUUAUUUGCUAUUCUGAUCGUAGUUGGUGUCAGCUCUUUAAGUUUAAGUCUUUUUCAAUUUCUUCAAUUGAUAACACUAAUGAAUAAUAUCACACACACAAUGGUACUUGCUUUAUUAAUUGGCAUUCAUAUAAUUUAUAUGUUCGACGCCAAUUAUGCGGGACAAAUAGUAACAGAUCAUGGAAUGAAGCUUUUCAAAGUAACUUAUAAUGGAAUGUGGUAUGCAGCACCAUUGCAAAUACAAAAAAUGUUAUUAUUUAUAAUGCAAGAAGGAAUGGUGGACAUCAAUAUAAGAUGCGGUGGCAUAUUUGCUGCUUCCUUGGAAGGUUUUGCUACGUUCCAAUACAGUAAUUCCUUAUUAAAGGAAUUAAAGGCUUGCCGAACUUAUUACAUCUAAUUUUACGGUAUUAUUCGCCAUUCUUAUAGUUGUUGGCGUGAUCUCUUUAAGUAUCAAUCUUUUUCAAAUAACAUUAAUAAAUAAUAGC